AGAGACUCUGACUGGAUCAUGAUGAUGACCUCUGACCUCCAAGGUUUCCAAAAGAUAAAGAGAGGAGGAAGAGGUGGGAAAUAGCUUUGAGGAGGGAUGGAUUCACUGCAAGUGAUUCAUCUGUACUAUGCAGUGAGCAUUUCAAAACGGAGGAUUUUGACAAAACAGGUCAGAUUGUCAGACUGAGAGCUGAUGUGAUGCCAUCAAUUUUCAGCUUCCCAGUUCACCUUCAAAGAGUUGAAAACUACAGAACUACAAUAACCUCCACAAAAGCCCAAAGUAGUGAGUAUGUGGCCUCUCAAGAUGACCCAGAAACUUGUAGUUCAGACCUGCAACCUCAGUCUAAUGAUGAUCAUUGCUAUGCUUUGCCAGCUUCUCUUACCGCUGUCACUGCAAAACAUAAGAGAGCGUUGGCAAGAGUGGAAUAUCUGGAGCGGGACAAGAAAAACACCAUGGCCAGAGAGAAGAGGGCAAAGACCACAGCAAAGUCACUUUUGGGGGAAUUGAGUGAAAAAAAUCUCAUUACUGAAGAACUCAAAGAACGGCUUGAAUUCUACUCUGAUCUACAACUAGAGUUUAUGGAGAAAAAGGGCCAUGAAUACUCCAACGAAUAUAGAGAGUUUGCCCUCACACUUCAUCUCCAUGGCCCAAAGGCAUACAAAUACCUUAGAGAGAAGCGAAGAUUUCCCCUCCCACAUCCGCACACAUUACAAAGGUGGUUGUGUUCAGUAGAUGACAGGCCUGGCUUGAACAAGAUGAUGCUGGACAUGCUGGAGAGAAAAUGCCAGGAAGACCAUGCUAAAUAUGGAUUUGUUGCACUCAUUUUGGAUGCAAUGGCAAUCAGAAAACAUGUGCAAUAUAAUCUACAUACACAGUCACUGUCUGGCUUCGUGGACCUGGGGGAUGGAAACAAUGAGACUGAGGUUGCUACUGAGGCUCUUAUGUUUAUGGUGGUUGGCCUCCAAGGGCAUUGGAAGGCUCCCAUUGCGUACUACCUGACGGCGUCUCUGUCACCAGACACACAAAAGGUACUUGUCAGUCAUGCUUUAGAGGAGCUGCAUGCUCGAGGAAUUCGAGUGCUAUGUAUAACAAUGGAUGGGCAUGCUACCAACAUCAGCAUGUGUAACCAACUUGGGUGUGAACUGAAGGGAAACCCACAAGAACCCCUGAAAACCAAUUUCCCACAUCCAGUUACUGGAGAGAAAGUAUUUGUAAUGAUGGAUCCAUGCCACAUGCUGAAGUUGACACGUAAUAUGUUGCAGGCAUAUAGCCCAAUAGCAACAACCACUGGACACAUCAACUGGAGGUACAUAAAUCAUCUCAAUGAUGUGCAGAAACAACAUGGACUACAUGCUGCCAAUAAAAUUUCGGACAAGCAUGUGUACUUUGAGAACCACAAGAUGAGAGUGUCCCUGGCUGCACAAACACUGAGUCGCUCCGUGUCAGUGGCCCUCCGCACUAUGAGAGAUCUUGGGUACUCUCUGUUUAAAGAUUGUGAGGCCACAGCAGCAUUUAUUGAGAUGAUUGACAGGAUGUUUGAUACAAUGAAUGCACGCAAUCCUCUUGCUAAAGGAUUCAAAGCUCCCAUGGGAUCUUGGAAUUGGAUGGAAAGAAAAGCAUUUUUGUCAAGAGCCCGGGAGUACUUGCUCACUUUGUUGACGAAAGAUGGAACACCCCUUCACCGAUCUAAGAGGUUUAUUAAAAUAGUGCAUGAGAAGUUCCUGAUUUCUGUUCUGUUAUCCAUCAAGUUCUUAAGAUGGACUGUUCUCUGCAUCAAGUUCAUAAGAUGUUACUGUUAAAAUGUUUUGCAUUUUGUCACACAGUCUGUUUUGUUUGUCUUAAUUAUCUUGUCUUCAGUGUAUUUCAGAUCCCCGAUGCUUCUUGGUAUGUAUUACACAACAUAUAUUUUGUGCAGAAAUCAUAUUUUAUGUACAUUAUGUUGCUAUGAUUGUGUAUGUAUGUGAUUGUGUUUGGUGAUGGUCAGAGUGAAUGUCAGUGCAGAAUGGCAGUACCGCUUCUAUCAAACUGACCCAAGCUGGGCUGUGGCUCCAAACCACCAAGAAUGAGAAAUGAAUAAAAAAGAUAUAUGUUAAGUGUCUUAGAGUGUCGAGAAAAGAACUGUACAAAAAUGAUUUUAUUUUACAUUUUAAACAAUGUUCUCUUGUUUAAAUUUUUUAAGAUCUGCAGUUUUGUUUCUGUUGGAAUCGUCUUUUCUUCAGUGUGUUACAGGUCCCUAAUGCUUUUAAAUGGUAAGUACAUUAUUUAAAAAAUUAACUAUAGGUAAGUGUGAAAAAGGUAUGUAUUGUAUGUGUUCUGGUUCAAGUUCAUAUUGGUGGUUUCUGAAAAUACCGUUUGAAGCAGCAUCAUUAUGCUUUUCUGUGGUGCUUUUUUGAGGUGUCUUGUUUAGCCAUGUUCAGAGCAAUAAAACAUUUUUCUUUUGCAGGUACCUCUCUGUCAUUGGAUUUGUCAUCAACAUUGACACGUUACUGCUGAUGAUUCCUGAACUGCUCCAAGUGCAGCGGUAUGUCCUCACAUACAGGUUCAGCCAAGAUCACUUGGAGCUCCUGUUUAAUUCCAUCAGAGCAUCAGGUGGCUGGAAUAACAACCCAUCAGCAUGCCAGUUCCAGGCCAUCUUCCGCCGGCUGAUGGUUCGGUGUGGGGUUACACCCAGUGAGACUGGCAAUGUGGCAGCACAAGACAACACCGUGUCCCUGUCUGCUGUUGAAAUGUCCUCUCCUGAAUCUAAUGAAGAGCAUCCCUGUCCUUUUGCUAGGAUUUCAGCCAUUCUGGACGACCACAGCUAUCUUCCGACCAAGUUUGGUGGUCUGGUAGAAAAUGCCUUGGUUUACAUAUCUGGAUUUGUUGUGAGGCAGAUUCUGCGUAAACUAACCUGUGACCCAUGUCGAGUCAGUUUGAUUCAAGAUGCCACACCGUCUUCAUUUGAUGAGAACUACCAUCUUCUCACUUUGAAAAAUAAUGGCGGGUUAGUGAUUCCCUCACAAGGCGUAGUGAAGGUGGUGAGAGCUGCAGAGAGGGUGAUUGGUGGUGCUUCACCAAACCAUCCUCCUAAGCUGUCCGCCGUCACAUACAUAGUCCGUGAAGACAUUGGAACAGAAGAUGUUUUCCAGCUUGGGGAACACACUCAGGAGACACAAUUUGGCAUUGACAAUCACCAUUCUGACUUGCUGUCAUUGGUUGUGUCUGUGUUUCUGAAGAUAAGGAUGCACCACAUUGCAAAAGUCACAUGUCUUGGUUUGCAGAAAGGCAACACCAGAAAAAAGCUCUGCAAAACUGUCCUAUUUCAAGGCUAUUAGAUUGUGUAAAAAUGUAAUGAAUAUGUAAAUAUUGUUGUCACAACAGAUAAGUAUGUGUUUGUGUGUGUAUGUAUAUAUAUAUAUAUAUAUAUAUAUGUGGGUAUGUAUAAGGCUAUUAGAUUGUGUAAAAAUGUAAUGAAUAUGUAAAUACUGUCACAACAGAUAAGUAUGCAUGUGUGUAUGUGUGUAUAUAUGAGAUUAUCGGAAUAUAUACAUAAUGUGUGUGAAUAAAUUGCAUCUUUGGUUGUAUCUUGCAAAACAUGUCAUACUUUAAAACAUUGUAUUCCACCAAAAUUAUUUAAAUAUGCUAAACUAUACGUUCCUAUACAUGCAAUUUUAAUAGCUGUAUGCCUAAAAUUUAAUUAUGUGACAAUGUGAUUACUAUUCAGCGUGUUAUGAUCUAUUAAAUGCGCUGAUCCUUUAUUGUGCCUGCCAAAUAUAUAAGGCUGAGUGGAGUGGUAUACCGCUCCAAGAUGGCCGCCCUAAAUCUCGUCAGCUCCAAUAGGCGAGAGCGGCCCGUGAGGCGUCUAUCCAUAUAUUAUGUCUAUGUGAGACAUGCGCAGUUCUGUGAUU
Messenger RNA from Xiphophorus maculatus (southern platyfish), 3887 nucleotides. It is a transcript of the gene thap9, whose product is annotated as THAP domain containing 9. The transcript is spliced from 9 exons. Bases 198 to 1799 code for a protein of 533 amino acids. The record is from RefSeq and is a predicted model, not a curated record. Lineage: Eukaryota; Metazoa; Chordata; Actinopteri; Cyprinodontiformes; Poeciliidae.